Somion occarium is the source of this 1464-nucleotide messenger RNA. The record is from the annotation of a GenBank genome assembly. Lineage: Eukaryota; Fungi; Basidiomycota; Agaricomycetes; Polyporales; Cerrenaceae.
GUUCACUGGAAUAGCUAUCAAAUACUACAUCCUGUUUCCUCUAGACUACAGUCAUGUCCGACGCACUCAAGUCUGCAGUCGCUCACCUUCAUACCCCGCAGCUUAAUGAGGUCCCUUUCUCUCGCCCACAGACUCCGCACCACGGUCUUCAAAUAGGCUUCUGUGGUCUGGGAGCAAUGGGCUACUUCAUGGCUAGGAACCUAGCUAGGCAUCCAACUGCUCAUAUUUCAUCACCUGUGUUAGUUUGGAAUCGCACAAAGGCCAAAUCAGAGCAGCUGGUUAAGGAACUCGGCGAAAGCAAGGUUCAAAUCGCUGCAGAUCCUGAGGAAGUUGCACGAGAAUGUGACAUCGUCUUCACAAACUUGGCAAGCGACGAGGUGGUCAAAGACGUAUUUCUGAAGUUUGAGAAGGCUCUCAAGUCUGUUAUGUCUUUCAAGCCCAAGAUCUUCGUUGAGACAAGUACGGUCUUUCCCGCAUUAGCAGGCGAGCUUGAUAACCUCAUCUCGUCAACGGGCCAUGCUCGCCUGGUAAUGGCGCCUGUAUUCGGCCCACCUCCUGCAGCAGACACCGCCCAACUCAUCAUCGUGAUGGCUGGGGACUAUCGUUCGAAAAAGGAGAUCGCACACAUUUUGGUCCCUGCCGUUGGUCGUAAGAUUAUCGACCUGGGUGGUAACCUGGAGAAAGCACCUACAUUCAAGCUCAUUGGCAAUUCUUUCAUCCUCGGCACUCUUGAGAUUCUGGCAGAGACUCUGACCCUCGGAGAGAAGUCCGGAAUACCUGCAAACCAGGUCUAUGGGCUAAUUAAAGACAUCAUGCCUGCGCCUCCCGUUAUUAACUAUGGCGAGAAGAUGGUGAACGACCUUUUCGACGGUUCAAACGGCUUUGCCAUCGACGGUGGUAUCAAAGAUUCCAUGCACAUUCGUCGUCUCACCACUGAUUUGGAUUCCCCAAUGCCCGCUCUUGAUUCGGCGCACCAACAUCUUUUGACUGCCCGUGCUCUCCAUGCUGCAAAGAAGGCGCGUGGUCACUCAGUGUUUGAGACCCUUGAUUGGAGUUCGCUUGUGGCUGGUGCUCGUGUUGCCGCUGGGUUAGACGGUUUCGAUAGUGGGAAGCACUCCAAAGUUGUCCCUGAAGACUAAGCGUUGUUCCUGGUGAAGAACGUUACUAGAGCCAGAAUCGUUUCAUUCCUCUUUUGUGCUUUUACCUGUUGUAUACUAGGCGUUUAGAGACAGAGGCUGGACCGGAAGAAAUUAAUGCAUGUGUAAGACUUUACCCGCAAAGCUGCAGUAGCACGUCCUGUUGCACAAGGUUUCCUCGACUGUAGUUUCCUUCGAUCAAUUCUUUAAGAUCAUGAAGAAUGGGUACCAAUUAUUUGUUAUUUAUUUUCCCUCUACUUUCCUUACGUAACUUAGAGUUGUAAGCUUCAAUGGUUCAGAGCGCCCAGAAACUAGUCUUGUCUUCUUC